AAAUAGAAGAGAAAGAAAGGACAAGAAACAACAGAAAGAAAGAAGGAAUGAAGAAGAAAAUUUAAUCCGAUCCAAUGCUGUUUUGACGUCCACAAGAUCACACCUCACUCUCUCUCCUACGUUCUCUCUAAAAACACAGCAAACUACAGCUAACUGUUCCUCUUUUUACCCAAAUAGAUUGAAGAAGACGGGUUUGCACCAGAAAGGAUUAUAGUGAAACGACAAAACCCUAAAAGCUGUACAAACUAUAUAUAUUGGUUUAUGUAUGAAUAUGGUUGUGUGUGGUGCGAAGAAAGAGCAAAGUGUUGAAUAAGAGUGAGUUACAGUUACAGUGUGUGGUUCGAUCGCAAUACAGGGGCUUUUAGAGACUUACUCCCACUGUUCAAUUCGAACUCUUCUGAAAUUCAUGUGGAAGCAGGCUGAAGAUUGUCCUUUACACGGAGUUAAGGCAAUUCUAGGAUGUUCAGAACCGAAGCUUCUUCCUUGUUUUUGGUUUUCUUUGAUUUUCGACUUGGGUUUGAUAAAACUCAACACCGUAUGCUGAGGCCAAAAGGUUUCCCCUUUUACUUGGUGCACAUUGAGGACUUUGGAAUGUCUACCCUCGAUUGUGAAUAUAAAUUGGUUACUCGAUUGAUUGAUAGUUGGGGCUUUCCACGCGUUGUUGUUUAAAUUGGUGUAUUCAGAUCUUGUGGUGUUGACCGCCAGAUUUAUGUCAUUCUAGAUAGUGUUUGUACUUGAAUAAGUUUUUGUAGAUUGUGUUUUUCUCAAAAAAUGGUGCCGUCAGGGCCUUCCACUCCGCAUGGUGGUGCCCAGCCUGUUAUGCCAUCAUUAUUACGGUCUAAUUCCGGUUUGUUGGGUGGUCAAGGGGGUGCAAUUCCUUCGCAGGCCGGUUUCUCGUCUCUGGGGUCACCGCGGGGUCAGCGUAAUAACAUGAAUAUGCUUGGGAGUGUCCCAAAUGUUUCAUCACUACUACAUCAGUCUUUUGGAAAUGGGGGUCCAAAUUCUGGGCUCUCUGUUCCUGGGAGUUCUCAGAGGGGUAUUAUGGAUAAUAGUGCUGAAUCUGAUCCGCUCUCCGGUGUUGGAAAUGGAAUGGGUUUUAAUACACCUUCCUCAUCGUUUGUUCCAUCAAAUAUCAUAAGCACAAGUUCAUCAGGUCAGGCUCAAGGACAACAUUUUCCAAAUCCUUCUGGAAACCAGAUGCUACAAGACCAACAGCAGUCCCAACAAAUUGACCCUCAGAACUUCCAACACAAUCAGCAGACCUUGCAACAAUUCUCUGCCUCUAACAAUGUCCUUCAUCGGCAGCACCAACAACAGCAAUAUCAAUCACUUCGACCUGGAUUAGGUGGCGUUGGACCUGUCAAGAUAGAACCACAGGUUACAAAUGAUCAACAUGGACAACCAUCACAGCAGUUACAAGCUUUGCGAAACCUUGGUACAGUGAAAUUGGAACCCCAGCAAAUCCAGAGUAUGAGAAACAUGGGGCUGGUCAAAAUGGAACCCCAGCAUUCCGACCAUUCGUUGUUUUUACAUCAACAGCAGCAGCAGCAGCAGCAGCAACAACAACAACAACAACAGCAAUUACUCCAUAUGUCCAGACAAUCCCCUCAGGCAGCUGCUGCUGCUGCCCAAAUGUUGCAUCAACAUAGACUUUUGCAGCUGCAACACCAGCAGCAACAGCAACUCCUGAAGGCUAUUCCUCAACAAAGAUCCCCUCUACAACCACAAUUUCAACCACAGAGUUUGCCUUUAAGGUCUACUGUAAAACCAGUAUAUGAACCUGGGAUGUGUGCCCGGCGGCUGACACAUUAUAUGUAUCAGCAACAACAUAGACCUAAAGACAACAGCAUAGAGUUUUGGAAAAAAUUUGUGGCCGAGUACUUUGCUCCUAAUGCCAAGAAGAAGUGGUGUGUUUCGAUGUAUGGAAGCGGCCGACAAACUACUGGAGUUUUCCCUCAGGAUGUAUGGCACUGUGAAAUAUGCAACCGCAAGCCAGGCCGUGGAUUCGAGGCAACUGUUGAGGUUCUGCCUAGGCUUUUCAAGAUAAAGUAUGAAAGUGGUACCUUGGAAGAACUUCUGUAUGUGGAUAUGCCCCGGGAAUAUCAGAAUUCAUCUGGUCAAAUUGUCCUGGACUAUGCAAAAGCUAUACAGGAGAGUGUUUUUGAGCAACUUCGUGUUGUUCGUGAUGGUCAGCUUCGGAUAGUUUUCUCUCCAGAUCUGAAGAUAUGCUCUUGGGAAUUCUGUGCACGGCGUCAUGAAGAGCUUAUACCGCGAAGACUGUUGAUUCCUCAGGUUAGUCAACUUGGGGCUGCGGCUCAGAAGUACCAGGCUGCUACCCAAAAUGCGUCAUCUAACUUAUCUGUUACAGAGUUACAAAAUAAUUGCAACAUGUUUGUUACAUCAGCUCGUCAAUUGGCAAAAGCACUCGAAGUGCCAUUAGUAAACGAUUUGGGAUAUACGAAGAGAUAUGUGCGGUGCCUUCAGUCCUGAGCAGGACCUGGUUUUCUCAUAUGGAUGGCUAAUUAUUAUUUGA
Molecule: messenger RNA, 2533 nt
Organism: Ilex paraguariensis (yerba mate)
Lineage: Eukaryota; Viridiplantae; Streptophyta; Magnoliopsida; Aquifoliales; Aquifoliaceae
Source: the annotation of a GenBank genome assembly